Messenger RNA from Neodiprion fabricii, 3072 nucleotides. It is a transcript of the gene Pino, whose product is annotated as protein pinocchio. NCBI's taxonomy places the organism in Eukaryota, Metazoa, Arthropoda, Insecta, Hymenoptera, Diprionidae. The transcript has 6 exons. The coding region runs from base 546 to 1106 and encodes 186 amino acids. The record is from RefSeq and is a predicted model, not a curated record.
GUUUUGCGUCGGCUGCUAUCAGGCUCCGCACGACGCGAGCCGCGGGCAUCUGUCAGUCGAAGUACGCGUGUCUGUCCCCCCGACAACGCAACGUCUCGACGUAUUUCUCCUUGGCUACAGCACUCGGUUGUCACCGCUAGGCCACGUAGUAGACGUCGAAGGGGUGACACUGUCGACCUGCGUCCAGAAACGGAUUGCUGAGGGGUUUGUUCGGCAAUCAGUUUACGCGAACGAGACGAGCGAGCUUCGCAACGGCAGCAGCAGCAGCAGCAGCUAACCGAGACCCACGUGUGUCUCUCCCUCGUUUGCGUUUAUAGCCUCCCGCUCCCGACAGCACAUACAACGUACCUAUAACAGGGUACACCGAACUUUCGAGGGAUUAACGACCGCCCGCAGGACUCGCCGACAAGCACAAAGACUCGCUGUUUCACUACGGAAAUCGAACAGCGACGUCGCGCCCUUGCCGUCAGAGAUAAUCUCACGCCGCGCUAUAAGAAGACCUCGAGCACUUCGUCCCACUCAUCGCCAACCGGAAUCGGAAUAAAAUGACUUCCUCGAGCAGCGAGAUGACCGAAUUCGAAGAGAGCGUCUCCUUCGACUUGGAUGACCCGGACUUUCCAUCCAUCGACACGUCCGCCGAUCGGAGCGUCACUCUCAGCAUCACAGCCUUAUCUAAAUCCAAGAUGUCCAUCACCUCAGUUCAGACUGCCCCCGAAAGCCUUUCCCGCCAUGGAAGCAACAUUUCGCUGUCAUGCCACAGUUUAUGCGGUAGCGUCGAUGACGGUCUUCAGGACUCUCAUCCGCAGUACCAGGACACCAUCCUCACCAUCGAGGAACUUCGUGCCCAGCUAAACUCCUGCUUCACAUGCGGAGUAUCGUGGAGUGCGGAACACGUUUCCCUCGAUUGCAGUGAAUGUGGUGGUUACUCGUUGGAACGUCCCUGCCCGUUAUGCGACGGACGUUGCCACGCCAUUUGGAAGCGCGACCUCACCAUGUCACAUGCCAGUGGAAAGGCAAGAUGGAUCGGUGAGUGCGCCUUGAGCUGCGGUCCCUCCCUCGAGGAGUCUUUGGUUCCUGCGUUAGAAAAGCUGCGAGCUACUUCCUGAACGGAAAGUUCCGAGGCGCAGCCACAAUCUUGCACAAGACUUAACCACCACCAUCCAUAGCGUCACGCAUCCACCAUCGAGAGCGAAUUAAGGACGAAUGAAUGAGGAGGAAUUGAUGUUCCACGAGUGGGUUCACUCGGACAAUGUCUAUAAAAAACUGUAAAACGAUGGCCGUCUGUGAUUAGCGAGUACAAGCAUCGCUCGUUCGUCGUCUGUCGUGAUAAAAAUUCGUCGAAGAACACGAAAAAAUGUGUAUUAUUAUUAUUAUUUCUACUAUUAUACAUCCAUCCUAAUCGUAUAAAAACAUCGUGUUUGGUUGUUUUUUUUAAAUGUGUCAUCACUUUUGUUACGAAAUUCUAUAUAAAAUGAGAGCCAAAAGGAAAAUAUAUUUGUAAUAUACAUAUUUAGACGCGGCAAGUGUACCGUAGCUAUAGAUUAUACGGUCUUCAGCUGCGACUUAUUUGACUUAUUUGCUCUAAACGAAGAUGAUGAAAUUGCAUUAGAGAUCAUAAUGAAUAGACAACAUACGCCAGAAACUGUAUUAUUACACAUUUUGACAUCUACGGAUUUAAAAAAGAAAAACGUAUUAACAAUAACGUCGCAGCGUCGCAGCGCCGAAAAUGUGUAAUUCAGUUUGAAAAUGAGAAGUACUUUUUCACCUUACGAAGAACGAGCUUAGCAAGAAAUAGCAAUUGUACGUGAUCUCGAAUAAUAUAGAACGUGUGACUAAGAAAGUGCAAGAGAUAUAUUCCUUUCUCCUUAUAUCAAACAAAAUCAAACCCCGACGGAUAUACGAUAUCUCAUACCUAGCAAACGGGACUGCCAAACGUAUUAAACCUGUCCCCUUCCAGAAGUCUGGUUGUGUUAGAAAUAUGUGUUACGUGAUAGAUAGACAGAUAGUAAAUUUCACUAGGCUAAUCAUAAUUAAUUAGGACCUAAAUUUAGAUAAAUAUCACUGUACUUCGGUUAUAGUGUAGCACUUUUAAGACCAGAAUAAGGUUCUUAAUUAUGAUUUGGAAAAUCCUUCGGCCAAAAUUUGACGAAUGUAUAUUUAUAUUCUAUGUAACCACUCAACUAUUCGAGCAUCAAUAUCUGUAUGGGUCGAUGUAUUUCUUUAUUCUCUGUGUACACGAGCGCAGCAAUUAAUUAUGCUAACCUAAGACAAGGUCGCGAUUUUCGAAAAACAAAUUUGAAGUCAGAAUUAAUGUGUAUCCGUUUCUGUAUGUGAAUCCAUGCUCAUAUUUCACCUCCAUUAGACUUAAAUUAUGUUAAGAAAGUUUUCUGAAGUACCUACCUAUUGAUAUUGACAAAAAUGAAGUCAACUGCUUUGGAAAAUAUGAUCAGAUGUAAUUUUUAUUUAUAAUCUUGGAAGUUAUUUAUGUCCAUAACGUUCAAAAAGUAUGGGAUUAGUAAAUAAAAAGAUAUCAAAUCUUAGCAUCCGUGUAUUCUUAUUUUGCUCGGUAAAUCUAGAGCGGUAUUCAUAUAACUUUGGGUAAUUAAAUAACUCGAAAUAAUAUCCUGUCAGUAGAUUUUCAACAGAGAACGUCGUCAAACAUUAAAAGAGCACUAAAUACGUGGAGUUCAAUGUACGAGAAUUUGAGAGCCUAAAACAAAUGAUCAAUUAACAAUUUCUUAUUUAAAAUCGGUAAGUUGGGCUGUAAUGGUGCAGGAAUUAAAUGGCAUCUGUGUAAAAUAAGUUGUAACAUUUUAUUUACAACUUUUUAGUAUGUACAAUGUUGUUGACCGGCCUCUUAGAACAUGCCUUCAUUAUUAAUGCCAAUAUCAGGCUAUCUUCUCUAAAUUUGUGCAGUUAUUUAAGCACUCGACUAAAAUUACAAUAAUCUUAUUAGUAUGAUCAUCAAUUUCUUUUUUUCAAUAGCCAAUACGUUCGAUAAUACGUAUCAAUCCUUGAUGUGAAAUUCGAAUUCAAUUCAAUUUGAGUAUCACGGGAAAGAUCACUGAAAUA